Molecule: messenger RNA, 479 nt
Organism: Hyaena hyaena (striped hyena)
Lineage: Eukaryota; Metazoa; Chordata; Mammalia; Carnivora; Hyaenidae
Gene: APOC1
Product: apolipoprotein C1
Exons: 4
Coding region: 100-348 (82 amino acids)
Biological process (GO): negative regulation of lipoprotein lipase activity; negative regulation of lipid catabolic process; negative regulation of cholesterol transport
Cellular component (GO): high-density lipoprotein particle; extracellular region; very-low-density lipoprotein particle
Molecular function (GO): phospholipase inhibitor activity; fatty acid binding
Source: RefSeq, a predicted model, not a curated record
CUCCUCCUCCCCAGCGCGAUAAAGGCCUGGGCCGGGCCAGGACCUCCCGCCCCACGUUGCUGUGGCUGGACAGAUCCAGAGUGCCCCUUCGGCCCAGCCAUGAGGCUCAUCCUGUGGCUCCCCGUUUUGGUGGUGGUUCUGUUGAUGCUCUUGGAAGGCCCAGCCCCGGCCCAAGGGGCCCCAGAUAUUGCCAGCACCUUCAAGAACAUCCCGAAUUCGCUGAAGGAGUUUGGUAACACCCUGAGGGACGCCUUCAAGAGCAUUCCUGAGAAGACCGGGAAAAUGAUGACCACCAUUGUUGGCCAAUUGCAGGAGGGGCUCAAAGGUUUCAGAAAACUCCAGGACUGAAUACCAAGGGAGCUGCCUCUCUCCUCUGGGCUGUGCCCCUGGAGGAGACUCCGAAAUUUCCCAUACUCCUGCUCCCUUGCGGAUGCCCGUAUGAAUCCACCCCCACCCUCCAAUAAAAAUACCGUAGAGAA